Molecule: messenger RNA, 1537 nt
Organism: Stegastes partitus (bicolor damselfish)
Lineage: Eukaryota; Metazoa; Chordata; Actinopteri; Pomacentridae
Gene: kcnk3b
Product: potassium channel, subfamily K, member 3b
Exons: 2
Coding region: 51-1208 (385 amino acids)
Biological process (GO): potassium ion transmembrane transport; stabilization of membrane potential
Cellular component (GO): plasma membrane
Molecular function (GO): open rectifier potassium channel activity; outward rectifier potassium channel activity; potassium ion leak channel activity
Source: RefSeq, a predicted model, not a curated record
GCAGAAGGUCGCAGAGAGCCGCAGCUUCCAUCGCUCCGCUCCGUGUUACCAUGAAGAGGCAAAACGCCCGGACUCUGGUCCUGAUCGUCAGCAUCCUCACCUACCUGGUGGUCGGAGCCGCCGUGUUCGAGACGCUGGAGUCCAAGCAGGAGAAGAGCCACAAGAGGAAGCUCGACGCCAGAAAGUACGAACUCAUGCGCAAAUACAACUUGACCAAAGAGAACUUCGAGGAGCUGGAGCACGUCGUCCUGCAGCUCAAACCGCACAAAGCCGGUGUCCAGUGGAAGUUCGCGGGCUCCUUCUACUUCGCCAUCACUGUGAUCACGACUAUAGGUUACGGCCAUGCGGCGCCGAGCACCGACUCAGGGAAAGUGUUCUGCAUGUUCUACGCCCUCCUGGGGAUCCCGCUCACCCUGGUCAUGUUCCAGAGCCUGGGCGAGCGGAUCAACACCUUCGUCAGAUACCUGCUGCACCAAGCCAAGAAGUGCCUGGGGAUGCGUCACACCGAGGUGUCCAUGGCCAACAUGGUGACGGUGGGCUUCUUCUCCUGCCUCAGCACCCUGUGCGUGGGGGCCGUGGCCUUCUCCCACUGCGAGGGCUGGAGCUUCCUGCACGCCUUCUACUACUGCUUCAUCACGCUCACCACCAUCGGCUUCGGCGACUACGUGGCGCUGCAGAGGGACGACGCCCUGCAGAACGACCCUCGCUACGUGGCUUUCUGCUUCGUCUACAUCCUCAUGGGCCUGACGGUGAUCGGGGCCUUCCUCAACCUGGUGGUGCUUCGCUUCCUGACCAUGAACGCCGAGGACGAGCGCCGGGACGCCAAGCAGAAGGCCCUGCUGUCGGCCGGGAAGCCCAGAGGAGAGGUGGCUCGCCUCUUACCGGUCUCAACCUCCUCCACGCCCAUAGUGGACGACUCGACCAAACCUAAAGAUCUGAAAGGCGUCUACACUGAGGUGCUGCACUUCCAGACAAUAUGCUCUUGCUUGUGGUACCGCAGCAAGGAGAAGCUGCAGGGCUCCACCAUGAUCCCUCAGGAGCUGACGUUCUCCGAUGCCUACCUGCAGCAGAACAGUCCUCACUACAUGGAGCCCGGGUCGAGCGGCUGCGUUUGCAGUCCGCGGCAGUGCACGAGCAUCAGCUCCAUAACGACGGGCCUCCACAUCCUCUCCCCGUUCAGCUUGUUUAAGAGACGCAGCUCCGUCUAGCCUUUUUUUUUUUUUUUUUUCAGCUCAGCGCACUUCAGACGUCUAAACUGCCAAGUGGACAACAGAUACUUGGCAGUCGUCUCGGCAAAGACACGACUGCAAGUAGAUGUUUGUGGUGCUACAAAUCCCAGUAAUCCAACGGUAGGCGAUAAUGCGCAAAAAAAGGGAGAAAAAAAGCACAUGCAGUACUGUAAACUGUAAUCUUACUUGGAUAUGUGUGUUUGAGAGAGAUAAGAUGUUUUUACUUUAUUCUUCUGUCUGCUCUGAGGCGUCACACAGGAAGUCACCUGAGGAGCUACACAGUAAAAUAUCAAGAAAAACAACUGAAA